This is a messenger RNA of Xenopus laevis (African clawed frog), 1076 nucleotides long. Its product is annotated as phosphatidylinositol glycan anchor biosynthesis class U protein-like. Lineage: Eukaryota; Metazoa; Chordata; Amphibia; Anura; Pipidae. The transcript is spliced from 4 exons. The record is from RefSeq and is a predicted model, not a curated record. The coding region runs from base 686 to 1039 and encodes 117 amino acids.
AUUGGUAAAACAGGUCAACCGCUAGACAUCCUGGGGGCCAGAAAACAAUUUGCUUUGGGGCCCCAUAAUAUCUAGUUACACCACUGCUCCUGCAUGUCAAUAAAUGCAUUUUCUAAGGCUACCUUAUUAUCUACAGAAUUUUAGGAGGGAGUUCCUUUCUUUUCUGCAGUACCAUUCCUCUGCAGCAAAAGGUGCUUUCGUUAUUGAUGUAGUUUCUACUGCCUGCCAAUGUGCACAGGGGCUUCCUCUUCUUUUUUUGGCAGUGCUAUUUUUUUCCUGGGUGGGUCGGUAUGGGUGGAUUUAAUAUAAGUAGAUUCAGCGAUUGUACUGCCACACUCUCACUCUAUUCAAGCUUGGACUCUUCAGACAUAUUGGUUCUGCAGUUUUGUUAUUGUUUAUUGUGCCUUAUUGAUUCAAUACGUAUUGCAGAACUCCAUCUCCCUAUAGCUCUGAUGAUAGCAGAGCCAGAGGUUGUCUGUACUUGCUAUUUUGCUUUUGUUGCCAUGUGUUCUGAUGCCCUGUGUAUUUAGCAAUAAAUCUUAUUCUCUUCCCCCAGAUAACGGAUGCCCUCACUGCUGUAACACUGUACCUUGCUGUUCAGGUUAAUGAGUCAGAGUGUAAUAAAGAAAACUCCUUCCUUAUGCUGAAGACAUAGCUUACUUCACACAUAUUACAGAAGAGGAAGAUGGCGCCCGUGAACUCCGACGCGCUGACUCUGCAACGAGGGAUAAAAGGAAUUUGUCCCAGUGAAGCUGAAGAGUACAGGCUUCUGUUCAGCUGCCAGUAUUGCUCUAUCUACCUGGGUUCUUUGUGUGUGCUGGUCUGUCAUUCUUUCUUCUUGCUCAACUCAUGGGAUUUUAUACCUUCUAUAUAUGGCUUUAUACUCUCUGUACCAGAUCUGACACCAAAUAUCGGCCUGUUUUGGUAUUUCUUCGCAGAGAUGUUUGAACACUUUAGUCUCUUCUUUGUGUGCAUCUUUCAGAUCAAUGUUUUCUUCUACACCCUGCCUCUCACUAUUAAUACAUUCAAGUGUUACUAAACCCUGAGUUUAUUUUAUUAAUUAUUUUUCUUCUCUU